GGCGGAGUAGCCAGGAGGGUGGGUUCUGCAUCUUCCGAAGGACAGAAAUGUGGACCAACUGCGCUUCCCCACAGCAGAUCACCAGCCAACGGGUAGUGGCAGCGCCGAUUCUGGUCCGCCAAUAGAGGGAGCGCGGCUGCAGGGACAGCCGCUUCCUGGAGACUACAGGUGUAGGAGCGAGCGCCGCGCCCCUGGCCGGACGGGCUGGUGAAGCAGGCAGGAUGAAUGUGGGGGUGGCGCACAGCGAAGUAAAUCCGAAUACUCGAGUGAUGAAUAGCCGGGGCAUCUGGUUGGCCUACGUCAUCUUGGUAGUACUGCUGCAUGUGGUUCUACUCAGCAUCCCCUUCUUCAGCAUUCCUGUUGUCUGGACCCUGACCAACGUCAUCCAUAACUUGGCAAUGUAUAUUUUCCUACAUACAGUGAAGGGGACACCCUUUGAAACGCCUGACCAAGGAAAGGCUCGGCUACUGACGCACUGGGAACAGAUGGACUACGGCCUCCAAUUUACUUCUUCUCGCAAGUUCCUCAGCAUCUCUCCUAUUGUACUCUACCUCCUGGCCAGCUUCUACACCAAGUAUGAUGCUGCUCACUUCUUCAUCAACACAAUCUCACUUCUUAGCGUUCUGCUUCCUAAGUUGCCCCAAUUCCAUGGAGUUCGUCUCUUUGGCAUCAACAAAUACUGAGGGGUGGGACUGGAGAGCUUCGCAGGUGUGGGGAAGGCCUUGGAACAAAGGGCUAUAAGCAUCCUUCCAUUCUUCUCCAUUCUGUUUUCUGUACCUUGAAAGCCUUUGAACUAUACAAUCUUUCCCAAACUCCUAGGAAGGGAAGAGAUUGGAAAAUGGGCUCCAUGGUCCAGCCCUGCUAAAGGCAUCUUUCUUUGAAUUAGAAAAGGUGGAUGAGGCUAAGGGCCAAAUCACCCUUCUCUACAGCAGGAAGUCACGUUAGGACAGCUUUUCCGGUGAUGAUGUUUCUUCAUGUCUUUCACCCCUGCUACCUUCCAGGCCUGUUUUGUUGUGUAUUUUCCUUACAAUAAAGGUAAAUUUUUUCA
Molecule: messenger RNA, 1048 nt
Organism: Oryctolagus cuniculus (rabbit)
Lineage: Eukaryota; Metazoa; Chordata; Mammalia; Lagomorpha; Leporidae
Gene: ORMDL2
Product: ORMDL sphingolipid biosynthesis regulator 2
Cellular component (GO): endoplasmic reticulum membrane
Source: RefSeq, a predicted model, not a curated record